ACCCGGGGUCAUGUUCUCAACUCCCUCUCCGUUCUCCAAAACUUCACAGCAUGAGGCGUGUCUAUUGACUCAUUCGCGAGUCCGCUUCGAUGAAGGCACACGAAUAUCACACGUGAACGAUCCCCCAAAGAUGGAGAAUUUCGGCGUCUCUCCGUAGGAAAUGUUUACCUCAAGAAGCAAUGAUACAUUACCCCUCUUUCUUCCUUUCUUCUCCUCUCUUCUUCUCCUCCAUCCCCUUUUCUCCUUUCAAAUCAAUUGAAGGCAGAACAAUCAAUCCAGCGUCGCAGAUGUCUAGCAUCUGCCCGAGCCCGCAUCAUCACUUUUUUGGCGGUAGUUUGGAACGGAGCGUUGGUAGAUCUCAACACAUUCACACAGGAAACUCUGUUUCCGCGCCCCUCCCUCUCGCUCUCUGUCUCUCCGUGUGUGUGUGUGUCUGUGUGGACACUGUGAGAGCGAGGGGAGCGGGGGGCUAGAUGGUCUUCUUCUUCUUCGUCUUCUUCUUCUUCUUCUUCUUCUUCUUCUUCAUGAGAUUGUUUCCCUU
Molecule: messenger RNA, 541 nt
Organism: Dissoconium aciculare CBS 342.82
Lineage: Eukaryota; Fungi; Ascomycota; Dothideomycetes; Mycosphaerellales; Dissoconiaceae
Exons: 1
Coding region: 180-473 (97 amino acids)
Source: RefSeq, a predicted model, not a curated record